Fraxinus pennsylvanica is the source of this 1743-nucleotide messenger RNA. The record is from the annotation of a GenBank genome assembly. Lineage: Eukaryota; Viridiplantae; Streptophyta; Magnoliopsida; Lamiales; Oleaceae.
AUGACGGGAGUGUCAUUGGGUCUUAGGACAUCGGCAAGUUUGGGGUCACUGCAGCUACAGGCACAGAGCGAAGGGUUGCAGGCUCAGAAUUUGUACAUUGUUCGUAAAACUUCAAAGAUAUACGGUUCCGGUGCUAGGGCGAAGGAAAGGCUUCUUACUUGUAUUUGCAGGUAUUCAAGUCGAAGGAAAGUUGGAAUGCUGAUUUUGACUGUCUUCACAAUCUUGGCUUUUAUGAUAGGGUGCAUUACAGUCCAUAAAGAGAAUGAUUUGGAAAGCUCUGCAUUGAACUUCGAUUCAAGAUCUUACAACCAGUCUCAUCAUUUACCCUCAUUUUUGCCUAUAAAAGAAGUAUUGCAAUAUGACCGUAACACUAUGGUGAAUAAAGUUGCAGUAUGCCAUGAGAAUACUGGCUUGCAUCCUUCUCUUUCACAUGCUUCUGCUUUGAGUGUCUCUUUUGGUGCUGCUACUUCUUUGAAGAAUCCGUGUAAAGAUUUUGCAUUUCCCCCUCCCCCUCCUGGUGAUAGGAGACGAAUUGGACCGCGCCCAUGUCCAGUAUGUUAUGCUCCUGUGGAACAGGCUAUAGCUUAUAUGCCCAGCUCCCCUUCAGCAUCUCCUGUGCUCCAUCAUUUGAAUUAUUUUUCUGAGGAAAACCCUAUUAAAACUGAACUACGUGGAGGCUCUGAGUUUGGUGGCUAUCCUUCUCUUAAACAGAGGAAUGAUUCUUUUGAUAUAAAAGAGUCAAUGACUGUGCAUUGUGGAUUUGUUAAGGGAUGCAGACCAGGUGAUGGAACUGGAUUUGAUAUUGAUGUGGCCGAUCUCAGGGAGUUGGAGCAAUUCCAUGAAGUCAUUGUUGCCUCCGCCAUAUUUGGAAACUAUGACAUAAUUCAACAGCCAAGGAAUAUUGGUGAAACUGCAAGAGAAAAUGUUCGUUUUUAUAUGUUUGUUGAUGAAGAGACUGAAGCUUUUAUGAAGAACGCUAGUCUCUUGGGAAGUGACAAAAGGGUUGGGAUAUGGCGGAUUAUUGUCGUUCACAACGUGCCUUACACCGACCCAAGAAGAAAUGGAAAGGUGCCAAAGCUCUUACUGCACAGGUUGUUUCCCAACAUCCGAUACUCUAUCUGGAUAGAUGGAAAGCUUCAGCUUGUUGUGGACCCAUACCAGAUUCUUGAGAGAUUUUUGUGGCGCCAAAAUGCCACUUUUGCUAUAUCAAGACACUAUAGACGCUUCGAUGUAUUUGAAGAAGCUGAGGCAAAUAAAGCUGCAGGAAAAUACAGUAAUGGUUCUAUUGAUUACCAGAUCAAAUUUUAUGAAAAAGAGGGUUUAACGCCGUACUCUGCAGCUAAGCUUCCCAUAACUAGUGAUGUUCCCGAAGGAUGUGUUAUAAUACGAGAGCACAUUCCCAUCACCAAUCUUUUCACCUGCCUGUGGUUCAAUGAAGUUGAUCGAUUUACAGCUCGGGAUCAGCUGAGUUUUUCAACUGUGAGGGAUAAAAUAAUGGCUAAAGUUAACUGGAGCACCAGUAUGUUUCUUGACUGUGAAAGACGAAAUUUUGUGAUACAGGCAUAUCACAGAGAUUUGUUGGAGCAAAGGGCUCAUAUGGCUGUUGCAAGAAGUUAUACUCCGCCAGCUCAAGUUCGUGACAGAAAUCUUACUAAGAGACCUCCUGUUCGACGUGGAAAAGGAGAUAGGAGAUCUGGGUCAAGGAGACAUCGUAAAGUCCCCCGAAAUAGGGAAAAUGCUUGA